AUGGCCAAUACCCCCCUUUCAAGAUCUUUUGCGUUCCUGUUCUUAUUGUUGAAUUUGGUGCCACUAGUCUUUGGUCAAGGGACCCAAUUCAUUACCGGCCCCUGUACAAGUGACGCCGACUGCGCAUCGGGCUGCUGUGGUUUCAACUCUGGAAAAUGUGCUGGGCCAGUUGUUGCCCAGGAACGUGAUGGGGGAUGUGGCUUUGGAGAUGCUCAGCCCAAUGAUAAUGCCGCCCAAGCCCUCACAGGAGGAGGAACACCUGCAACGUCCACUGCUACUGCAGCGGCGCCGAAUAUGAAUACGGGCGCUGCCGAUGCCACCACCACGGCCGCUUCUGGUGGAUCGACAGGCAACGGGGGAACAGGUACACAGUUCAUCACUGGCCCAUGCACAAGUGAUGCCGACUGUGCCUCUGGUUGCUGUGGCUUCAAUUCCGGCAAAUGUGCAGGUCCUGUCGUCGCCCAAGAGCGUGAUGGAGGAUGUGGAUUCGGCGAUGCUCAGCCAAACGACAAUGCUGCUCAAGCCCUCACCGGGGGAGGAGGACAACCAACAUCGCCCGCUGCCACCGCUGCUCAAGCCAACACUACUGCAGCCGCCACUGCCGCUUCUGGAGGCGCCUCGGGCAGUUCAUCUGAUGGCACCAUCAACAGCAGCCUUCCAGGAGCUGAAAAUGUAGGAAACGGCGCCGGAAAGCAGUUCAUCACUGGCCAAUGCUUUAGCGAUGCCGACUGUGCAUCUGGAUGCUGUGGGUUCAACAGCGGCCUAUGCGCGGGUGCAAUUAUUGCACAGACUCGAGAUGGCGGUUGCGGUUUCGGAGACGCCCAGCCUAAUGAUAAUGCUGCUCAAGCUCUGAGUGGAGGAGCGAAGAGGAGAUGGGUGCGAGAAUACAUGGCAUGA
Rhinocladiella mackenziei CBS 650.93 is the source of this 897-nucleotide messenger RNA. RefSeq lists its product as uncharacterized. The transcript has 2 exons. Bases 1 to 897 code for a protein of 298 amino acids. The record is from RefSeq and is a predicted model, not a curated record. NCBI's taxonomy places the organism in Eukaryota, Fungi, Ascomycota, Eurotiomycetes, Chaetothyriales, Herpotrichiellaceae.